This is a messenger RNA of Meira miltonrushii, 597 nucleotides long. RefSeq names its product RNA-binding domain-containing protein. Bases 1 to 597 code for a protein of 198 amino acids. The transcript has a single exon. Gene Ontology annotation, molecular function: RNA binding. The record is from RefSeq and is a predicted model, not a curated record. Lineage: Eukaryota; Fungi; Basidiomycota; Exobasidiomycetes; Exobasidiales; Brachybasidiaceae.
AUGUCACAUCCAACGAACGAAUUUGAUCUACCCACCGAAGGGGAUCUACCCGCUGGAGCAGGACAAGGCAGUGAAGAUGUAGAUGAUACAGCCGCUUUGGAUGCAAUGAAAGCUAGAGUAGCAGAAAUGGAAGCAGAAGCAGCAAAAUUACGAGAAAUGCAACAAGAAGCAAAUAAUGGAAUGGGAGCAGGAACAGGACCUGAAGGUGAUCAAGGUCAAUCAUCUGAAAUUCCAGAAGAAGAUAAAGAAGAAGUGGAUUCUAGAAGUGUUUAUGUUGGUAAUGUCGAUUAUGGAGCAACACCGGAAGAAAUUCAACAACAUUUCAUGUCUUGCGGUACGAUUAAUCGUGUUACCAUCUUGUGUGAUAAAUUCACCGGACAUCCAAAAGGAUAUGCAUACGUCGAAUUCUCAGAUCCCUCACUGGUUGCGAAUGCAAUGGCAAUGAACGAAAGUCUAUUUCGUGGAAGGUUGAUCAAAGUGACUGCAAAACGUACAAAUUUACCUGGUUUGAAUGCUCGUGGAAGAGGAAGAGGGCGAGGACGAGGCAGACCAUUCCGUGCACGUGGUCGUGGAAGAGGAUUCCGUGGAUACUAUUGA